AUGGUCGCCCAUAGAUCGCGCUCCGCCGACCAACAGCGAGCAGCACAGCAGGCAGCACCGCAUGGGGUUGCCAGCAGGGCGUCAAUGCAGCCUGACGCCUCCUCGCCUGUGCCCGGCACACGCAGCGCCAAGGGGGCUUCAGAGGCGCCUCAAAAGGCAUCCAAGCCGCCUAGCGCCCCAUGUGUGACCCAUCCCCACCACCUCCACAGACGUGCCCACCUACCUUGCUGCCUUCCGUUGGUCGCUCAUUGCCACGCCUCCCUCAAGCGCGCCCUGCUCGACCUCCCGCCCGCCUGCUCCCUCCCGGUCGUCGUGCACGCUCUCACGCGCGUGGAAGGUGGCCCGGUGGGUGCCUCGAGUGGGGGGGUGGACACCACUGCUACCUUCUGCUAUGUAGACUUGGAGGUGUGCCGUGCGGUUGGGAUGGGUGAGGCGCAUGACGCGGAUGGGGCGGGUGCAGCAGGGCAGCGUGUGGAUGGCAGUGGGGCGGAGCAGGAGCUGAAGCCUACAGACGUGGUGCUGCUGUCAUCUGCUCUCCCCUCGCGCCCACCCACACUGCUCGCCCCAGGAGUGCUGCACUGCUUGGCGCUGCUCGUGAAACCACGAGGGGCGGGAGGCUGCGCGCCAAGCUGCGUUGCAGGGAGGGGAGGAGCCGAGCGAGGAGGGGGCGAGGCGGAGGAGGAUGCUGAGGGCGCUACUGUGCUCCAAGGAGAGGCAACAGGGGAGGCUCAAGCUGGAGCCAAGAGAGCCGGAUCGGAGUGGAGAGAGCGAAGCUCGGCGGUGCCCCCAGCCAUUGCAGUGGCGCCUCACAAGGCAGCAGCUAUGCUGCAAGCUGUCUCCGCCCUCUGCACUGCCCGCCACCGCAACCACUCCAAACACGCAGCCGUCCUCUCCUGCCUCUCCGCCGUCCUGCCCACCCCCACCCCUCCGCCUGCUGCUGAUCUCCUCUCCCCACCCCCCGUCGAUCCCACUACCGUCCCCCUCUUGCCCUCCUCCUCCACUGCUGAGGUCCCCUCCUCAUCCUCCUCCUCCUUCCCCCCGCAGCCCAAGGCAGGGGUGGCGGGGCCACGGCAGGGGCAGGGGGAGGGGCAGGGGACGACGCAGGGGCAGGGGCGUGUGGGGAGCAGGCAUGGGCUGACCGGGUGGAGAGGCGCAUUCAGCGCUCUCAUGGCCAUGCUGCAGUGCACGAGCGCUCUCAUGGCCGUGCUGCAGUGCACGGGCGCUCUCAUGGCCGUGCUGAGGAGCACGAGGAGGAGCGUGAGAAGGGGCGUCGCACAGCCAAGGAGGAGAAGGUUGGAGGGGGUGGUGGAGGGUAGGUUGGCGGGGACGGCAAGGCGGAGAGUGGCGGUGGCAGGAGGCUGGCUGGAUGGCGGGGCGAGGAGGACAUCGAGGCAGGAGAUCAAGGGGGUGCUUGCAGUGCUACAGGAGGCUACGGUGCUGGCGGGAAUGCCCCAUGGGAGUGGUGGGGCUAGCAGCUAUGCCAUGGGAAAGAAUUGCAAGAGGAACACAACAGUGGCAGAAGCAGGUCAGUUCAUCCGCAGUCUAUUCGAGCACCUGCAAGGCAACGGGUGGGCGGUGCAGCUGCUGAGCGUGCAGUACCGCAUGCACCCCUCCAUCAGCGCCUUUCCCUUGCGCUGCUUCUACCGCGGCCGCAUCCAAAAUGGCGCCAACGUGUGCCGCCCGCAGCACAGUCCGCAGCACUUGUUUGGCGCGUACAGGUUCUUUCACGUGAAGGGCAGGGAGGAGCGGGAGGGCGGGGCUAUGGAGGGAAGCAGCCGCAGCAUUGGCAACUCCGUUGAAUCUGCUCUCGUCCUCACCCUCCUGCACCGCCUCGCUCACGUGUGCAGAGGAGCAGCGGCGCACAUGCAGGAUGGCACGGGGCUGAAGGUGGGGGGGAUUUCGCCGUACAAGCAAGCGGCAGGUGGAGGUGCUGCAGGGCACAGUGCAUGCGAGGGAGGGGGCGUGGAGGCAGCUUCUGGUGAAGGCGGGCACUGUGGACGGAUUCCAAUGCAGGGAGUGUGA
Closterium sp. NIES-65 is the source of this 2022-nucleotide messenger RNA. Lineage: Eukaryota; Viridiplantae; Streptophyta; Zygnematophyceae; Desmidiales; Closteriaceae. The record is from the annotation of a GenBank genome assembly.